UGUUGUACAUGUAGAAGUACUUCGACAAACAUCCUGGUGCGAAGUUGGGCCUCUGAUUCGCGGCCUACCAUCACGAGAAAAACAGCUCUCAACAUGCGGGACCGAACGCCACCUGCGUCUGCAGGAAAUCGUCACAAACGCACGACUUCAUCUAUGUCAUCGACCAGUUCUACGUUAAGUUCUCGGCUAUUAGAAUCUUCACUUAACGACCCUACUCGACCCCUGUGCCCCGAGUCCGCCGAGAUGGCAUACUCGACGAUAGUGGCUACGGCCCCUCUUCCCAGGAAAGCUUCUGCCCGCCUGUUGGGCGUCAGCAUGUUCUUUGGGUUGGCUUCAUUAGCAUGGGGAUAUAAUAUCGGUAUUAUGGCUACAAUUUACGUUCAUCCUGGUUUCAUCGCGUCGCUUCAUAAACCGUCAAAAGCAAUAACAGGACUGAUCACCUCCAUUUACUAUGUUGGAACUUGGCUCAGCUAUCUUUUUGUUUCGCAUCCUCUAGCAGAUCGGUAUGGACGGAGAGUCGCUGCUGCCACAGGUGUGUUCACGACUGCCGUUGGAGCGGCUGUUCAGUGUGCCGCCCAAGGUAAAAAUGGAGUCGCGCAGAUGGUGGUAGGGCGGAUCAUCUGUGGAUUUGGUUUGGCUAUCGUUUCGACGUCGGUCCCGUUAUAUCAAAGUGAAAUCUCCCCUGCAAAGCAUCGUGGUCGUUACGUCGUCAUAAAUCAUGUCGGUUUAGUCGCCGGUUUGGCGGUCGCGUUCUGGGUUGGCUACGGAGUUAGUCACUGGGAAACUGAUCGCGGCAAUUACUAUGGUUGGCGCAUGUCGAUGGCUCUGCAAUUUGUUCCCGAGGCCAUAUUUCUCCUGGGAGUUUUCCUCUGCCCAGAAACUCCCCGGUGGCUCGUGGAGCAUAACCAACACAACGCAGCACAGAAAAGCCUUGCAUGGCUGAGAAGCUCGAGUCCUAACGAUGAGCUCGUCCUAACAGAGCUCAAAGAGAUUGAGGAAGAUGUCGCGCAACGUCGGACUACGACUCAACAAGAUUGGACGGUACUAUUCACCAAUCGUCCACUUUUCAAUCGUCUAUGGCGUGCUUCGUUGUUACAAUUCAUGGCACAGAUGUGCGGAAAUACGUCCAUGAAAUACUACUUACCAUCCAUAUUCAUGAGCCUUGGAAUCGAGCGCAAGUUGACACUGAUGAUUGGAGGCAUCGAAAGUACUUUGAAGAUAGGAUGCACUGUCAUCGAUACUUGGCUGGUGGAUAGAUACGGUAGACGCGUCACACUCGUCGCCUCAUGUUUUAUUAUGAGCCUCGCAUUGCUGCUGAAUGGAUCAUUGCCAAUUGCAUAUCCAAACAACACUAACCAUGUGGCUGACUACGUUUGCAUCAUCUUCAUCUUCAUCUAUACUUUCGGCUACUCCGUCGGCUUCGGUCCUGCCGCAUGGUUAUACGGGGCCGAGAUCUUUCCGACCAACUUCCGCGCUCGCGGCCUCAACAUAGCAGCCUCGGCUUCAUCAAUUGGUUCCGUCAUCUCGUCGCAAACCUGGCCCAUUGGCAUGAACAAUAUCGGCUCCAAAACACACUUCAUCUUUAUGAGCACGAACUUCGUGUCUGCUUUUGUGAUUUGGUUUUUGUACCCUGAAACCACUAGCCGUACCCUUGAAGAUAUGGAAGCUCUUUUCAACAAGGACUAUCACCCUCGCGAGUCUAGCUACAAUCAUCGAGGCCGUUAUUCCGAUCGUAGCGAAUCAGAGGCCGGCGGGAACGGAGCUCGUGCGAGCUCCCCAGGAGCGCUGGCGAAAACCCUACCUAACCGCAGUUAA
Periconia digitata is the source of this 1815-nucleotide messenger RNA. The record is from the annotation of a GenBank genome assembly. Lineage: Eukaryota; Fungi; Ascomycota; Dothideomycetes; Pleosporales; Periconiaceae.